This is a messenger RNA of Anisakis simplex (herring worm), 543 nucleotides long. The record is from the annotation of a GenBank genome assembly. NCBI's taxonomy places the organism in Eukaryota, Metazoa, Nematoda, Chromadorea, Rhabditida, Anisakidae.
AUGAAGAAGUUUUCUGGAAAUUCAAGAUUUGUGAAACCUAUCAAAAUGGCAUAUGAAACCGUAAAGGUACGUAUGAAUCGGAGCAAUGCAUCGAUUCCGUGGGGAUUUUCACUGCGCAGCACAACGUCUGGAGUGUUGACCGUUGCUUCGGUUGAUAAAGAAAGCCUUGCUCAUAAGGCUGGCAUCGAAGCGAAUGAUACUGUCACAGAACUGGCAGGACGUAAUGUAAGUGGAAUGCCUCUACAUGAGGCUAACAAUAUAAUCGGACGACCAUCCGACGAAAUGAAUAUAAUCUUGAAAAGAUAUAUCACUUCACAUCCCACAUUACCGUGGAAUCUCACUGAGCAAGACAAUAAAAUUGUUGUUGAUCAAGUACACCCUUCAAAGCAACAAACGUUCACCAGCAGCAGCAGCAACACUUCGGGCUAUAAAUCAAUCCAGGAUCGAAAAUCCGAGCGAAGCGUACCCAUAGGCUAUCAACCAGCUCCAUUCACAAAUGUCACAAAUACAGAUGCAUUAAGCACCAAUCGACAGUCAAAAGAA